UCCUGUCUGUCUGUCCUUUCUUUCUCCUGUUUUUUAACUUGAUUUCAUUAUACAUUUUAUUUUAUAUUACUUCACUAGGGUUUCAAAAAUUAGAUUCGAUCAUAUCGAUCCUUUCUCGAUCUUAACCCCCUUUCAAAAUUUCUUGUUUUUGGAAUUUUAUUUCUAUUCAUUUUUCUAACCCCCUAGGGUUUCUAUUUAUUUCCCCCAAUUUCCACUCCCAUUGUGCGUGCGUAGAUUUCAAAUUCCCCUAUCCGAAACUUCUUUAGAGCUUCAAUCCUGCGAAUAAAUUUCAAGGUGCAUAAUUUAGAAAUUUUGCAUCUUUUUUUGUUGUGAAUUUUGGUAUUUAUUGAAUUGGGUUGGGAUUACUGUGUGCUUUGAGCAUGGAAUCGGUGAGAGAAGCUGGUGGUGGAGUUACUGGUGCCGUGUUAAUGAGGUUUGUUUGGACUCAUGGAGGUCGAAAUGUAUUUCUCAGUGGUUCUUUUAAUAGAUGGGGUGAGCUUAUACCUAUGUCGCCAGUUGAAGGUUGCCCUAAUGUAUUUCAGGCUAUUUAUGGUAUUACACACGGAAAUCACCAGUACAAGUUUUUAGUUGAUGGAGAAUGGCGACAUGAUGAACUCCAACCUUACACAACAACCGAAUAUGGGAUACUGAAUACUAUCCAGUUUAACAUGGAAGCCAAUUUUAAUCCAGAGAUGAUUCCAGGAUCUAGUAUGGAAUUGGAUAAUGAGGCCUUUACCCGUUUGGUCAGUGUAUCAGAUGGUACGUUGACUGGUGGCGUGCUAAGCAUAUCAGAGGCUGACUUACAGGUCUCUCGUCACCGGAUUUCUGUGUUUUUAACUACACACACUGCAUAUGAGCUACUUCCCCAGUCAGGCAAGGUAGUUGCCUUGGAUGUUGAUUUACCGGUAAAGCAAGCCUUUCAUAUUUUGUUCGAGCAGGGAAUCCCUAUGGCUCCUCUUUGGGACUUCUCUAGGGGCCAGUUUGUUGGAGUGCUUAGUGCCUUGGACUUCAUAUUGAUAUUGAGAGAGCUUGGAAAUAAUGGAUCAGAUUUUACGGAGGAAGAACUUGAUACACACACGAUAUCCGCUUGGAAAGAGGGAAAAUCAUAUCUGAAUAGGCAAAUAGAUGGACAUGUCCGGGCUCUACCUAGACAUCUCAUACAUGCUGGGCCAUAUGACAACUUGAAAGAGGUUGCUUUGAGAAUAUUGCAGAAUGAGGUGGCUACAGUUCCCAUUAUCCAUUCAUCAUCAGAAGACGGCUCAUUUCCUCAAUUACUGCAUCUUGCCUCACUCUCUGGAAUACUGAAAUGUAUUUGCAGGUACUUUAGACAUUGUUCUGGCACCGUACCCAUGCUCCAACUGCCGAUUGGUGCAAUACCAGUGGGUUCAUGGGUUCCAAGUAUUGGAGAGCCUAGUGGGCGCCCCUUGGCCAUGUUGAGACCAAGUGCUUCUCUUAGUUCAGCUUUAAACUUGUUAAUUCAAGCUCAAGUAAGUUCAAUACCAAUAGUUGAUGAGAAUGACUCGUUAAUAGACAUAUAUUGCCGGAGUGACAUAACAGCUUUGGCGAAGGACAAAAUUUAUACUCAUAUUAAUCUUAAUGAAAUGACUAUUAAUCAGGCUUUGCAACUGGGACAAGAUGUCUAUUCUUCUUAUGAUCUGAGAAGUCAAAGAUGUCAGAUGUGUUUGCGCUCUGAUACAUUGCAUAAAGUGAUGGAGCGAUUGGCAAACCCUGGUGUUAGGCGUCUUGUCAUUGUGGAGGCUGGCAGUAAUCGUGUGGAAGGCAUUGUGACACUGAGUGACAUUUUCAGAUUUCUACUUGGCUAGUUUGAAGCGGUAAGUUAUUAAUGGAAAGGGAUGUAUGGAGUGGUUUUGGACAACCUCCACCCAUGUUAUUGCAGUAUCUACAGCCCUGUUCCAAUGUUACUCCAGCACUUUCCAUGGUCAUAUGACCCAGUGAUUUGAAACCUACAUUGGAUUAUUUGAAAUCUCCAGCCUGCUUGGCCACCUGUUUUAGAAUUUUAGGCUAAAAAGAAAGGGCUAAUUCCCAAAUUUGUUAAUUUCCUCCCUUCCAUGUAUUAUGAAUUACUUCAAACUGUCGUAGAUUCCAUGUAUAUGAGGAGCAUGGUUUCUGUUAUGUACUAUGAUGCCACUAACUGAGAAAGGAGAUGGGGAGGAGGUGAAUGCUUAUUGUCUGCUACUGCUUCAUUGAGCUGUGAUUCCUCAGGAAAAUCUGGUAAAGAUGGCAUUUGAUUCA
This is a messenger RNA of Populus nigra (black poplar), 2253 nucleotides long. RefSeq names its product sucrose nonfermenting 4-like protein. Bases 381 to 1823 code for a protein of 480 amino acids. The record is from RefSeq and is a predicted model, not a curated record. The transcript is spliced from 14 exons. Lineage: Eukaryota; Viridiplantae; Streptophyta; Magnoliopsida; Malpighiales; Salicaceae.